CACUGUUUUUUUUUUUUUUAAUGGUUUUGACCGGCUACUGGUUUGGAUGAAAACCGACGUUCUGGAGGCCGUUUUCAGCCCCUGCUUCAAUUGGACCUGAGCCAACCGGCCGGCCUGCUUGACAAAAACUGGUCAGUACAACACAUCUGUUCAUUACUUACACGAGAAGCCCCGGCCGGCCGAGUCAUCAACCGAUCGGCCCCACAAGAUAUCUGUCCUAGGGUUUUCCGUUGGGAAUAAGCCCCACAAGGAUAGAAAGGAGAAAACUGCAAAGUAUAAACCCUAAAUCUUGGCUGGUAAGCCUCCCUCACUCUCGGAACUUCUCUGAUUAGCUCCUCCACCCAGCCGUAAAAAACCAACUUCGAUCGUCGUGUGAACUUUUGAGGAGAGCCAGGACGUCGACACAUCCUUGAGACGACAUGGACAAGAAUAUGCUCGCUGGGCUGGAAGGUAUGCCCGAAGAAGACAAGAUGCGAAUGGCCUCCAUGAUCGACCAGCUCCAAAUCCGCGACAGUUUGAAGAUGUACAACUCGCUUGUGGAGAGGUGCUUUACCGACUGCGUGGAUGACUUCACCCGCAAAUCUCUCAAGAAGCAAGAGGAAAGUUGUGUGGCAAGAUGUGCCGAGAAGUUCUUGAAGCAUUCAAUGCGUGUUGGGAUGAGGUUUGCAGAGCUGAACCAAGGAGCUGCCACUCCAGAUAACUGACCAUGGGUUGCUCAUUGCCUUGAAUCUGUUACUGUAGCUCCAUUGAAUAGAUCUUAGUUCUUUGAUUACUGUAUUUUUCAAGUUUUCCCAAGCGAGAACCAGAAUAGUACGGUAGCUUUAUGUCUCCAUUACUUAUCUUUCAUAUACUUUGACAGAACUUCGAUCAUCAUAAUGUCACAAUGCUGGAUUGCUGGUAAAGUUUCAUGGUCGUCUGAUUCAUAUAUGAUGUUAUAUUCUUUCAAACAUUCCUGCAGGGUGCUGGACCCAUAUUUUCUAAGCGUUG
This is a messenger RNA of Linum trigynum, 987 nucleotides long. NCBI's taxonomy places the organism in Eukaryota, Viridiplantae, Streptophyta, Magnoliopsida, Malpighiales, Linaceae. The record is from the annotation of a GenBank genome assembly.